AUGGUGAUAAUGAUGGCACUGGUGAUGAGUUCAGCUUAUUCAAUAGUUUUUGGUUUUCUCUUGCGUCGAUGCUGUGUCAAGGUGCUGACAAUACUCCUAAAUCGUUGUCAGGUCGAAUCGUUGUCGGAUGUUUUUGGUUUUGUAUACUUAUAUGGGUAUCUACAUACACUGCGAACCUUGCAGCUUUCUUCUCGUUUCGUGACACGACGCUUGGCGUGAACAGUCUAGAAGAUAUCAUAAAACGGGACUACAAAUUGUUUGUCUUCGCUGGUACGCCAUUAGAAGAAACGUUGAGGACAUCGAACUUCUCAACCUACAAGAAUCUAUACCAAAAAAUUGUUUCUGACAAUUCAUUUGUGAAAUCAUUUGAUGAAGGCGUUAGAGCCGURCGAGCCAACUCCAAACACCUCAUGUUGGAAGAGCAUCCUUAUGCAGAAUCUUUCAUACAUACCAAGCCUUGUGAUUUGAUGACAGUAAAGGGUUUCAUGGGAGUCAAGGGAUAUGGAUUUGCAAUGAAUAAGGAAUUUCCCUACGCAUCAAAUAUCACUGUUGCCGCGAUGAAGCUCAGAGAAACAGGCGCAAUUGAAGAUUUGAAGCGAAAAUGGUGGAAUUAUCGAAGUCAGUGCCACGAAAGUCAYGAAAAGAAGCCUACAGAAAGACUUGGCCUUGAACACAUGGUUGGAUUGUACAUGUUGGUAGCUGCCGGCUGUUUGCUUGGUAUAAUAUCCAUGUUAUUCGAAGUGCUGUGGAGUGCUAAGGGAGAGGCAAUCAAGGCUGCCCUGCCCUGCUGUUUUAGGAAAGAAGAAAAAGAGAAAGAUGAAGCCGAGUGAAGCCACUACUGCAAGCAAAAAUUAUAAACAUUUUUUUCGACUCUUAAUCUUAUAAUGCAUUGUUAUCUAAGAUCACUGAGACAACUUUAUUUUUAUUCUAUAUUUUUUUUUCACAAAAUCUGGUUAUCUGUGUUCUUUUUUGUUUAUUUAAUUAUUACUUUUUAUUCUUAACCAGGUUGUCUUCAUAUUAUCAUAUUAACUCGAACUUAAAUCAAUCGCACGUUAAUUUGUACACACCCAAUAUGACAAAAAUAAAUAAAGAUCACAAA
This is a messenger RNA of Exaiptasia diaphana, 1099 nucleotides long. Its product is annotated as glutamate receptor 2. The record is from RefSeq and is a predicted model, not a curated record. Bases 69 to 830 code for a protein of 253 amino acids. The transcript is spliced from 6 exons. Gene Ontology annotation, cellular component: plasma membrane; postsynaptic membrane. Gene Ontology annotation, molecular function: transmitter-gated monoatomic ion channel activity involved in regulation of postsynaptic membrane potential; glutamate receptor activity. Gene Ontology annotation, biological process: synaptic transmission, glutamatergic; monoatomic ion transport; modulation of chemical synaptic transmission. NCBI's taxonomy places the organism in Eukaryota, Metazoa, Cnidaria, Anthozoa, Actiniaria, Aiptasiidae.